AUUCCACAACUAAUAUAGCCUUAUUAGUCCCUCCCUGCUUUCAGAUACUUACUACAUCAAACUUAAUACAUCUGAGUUAUUAUGUUGAAAGAAGAAAGUAACUGGGCACAAGCCUGUGAUUCAUGCCGAUCAGCCGCAUGCACCGUGUACUGCCACGCUGAUUCUGCCUACUUGUGCACCAGCUGUGAUGCUCAGAUUCAUGCUGUCAAUUGUCUUGCUUCUCGCCAUGAACGUGUUCGAGUCUGUCAAUCAUGUGAGCGGGCUCCAGCUGCCUUUUUCUGCAAGGCAGAUGCUGCAUCCCUAUGCAUCGCAUGCGAUUCAGAGAUUCAUUCCGCAAACCCACUUGCUAGACGCCAUCAACGAGUCCCAAUCCUGCCGAUAUCUGGAAACUCUUACGGUUCCAUGGAGACUAACCAUUCAUGUGAGACAACAGUGACAGAACCAGAGAACAGCCUGGUGGUAGGCCAAGAAGAAGAGGAUAGAGAUGAAGCAGAGGCAGCUUCGUGGUUGCUUCCUAAUUUAGGGAAAAACAAUGGUAACAAUCAUAGUCAGAACUUCUCUAUUGGUGACGAGUAUUUGGACCUUGUCGAUUACAGUUCAAGUAUGGAGAAACAAUUCACAGAUCAAUCCAAUCAGUAUCAACAACCCUGCAACGUACCUGAGAGGAGUUAUAGAGGAGAUGGAGUUGUUCCACUUCAAGUUGACGAAUCAAGGGGUCAUAUGCAUCACGGGCAACAUAACUUGGAGUUGGGUAUUACCUAUGCUCCUCGAAGCUCCAAUGGUUCCAUAAGCCAUAUGGUACAUGUUUCAUCUAUGGACCUCAUAGUUGUGCCAGAGUCAACAACGAGUGAUGCAACAGUAUCUCAACCAAGAUCGCCCAAAGCUGUAACAGACCAACUAACUGAACCUCCACCUCAGAUGCUCAGUCCAGUGGAGAGAGAGGCUAGGGUCCUGAGAUACAGAGAGAAGAAGAAGAUGAGGAAAUUUGAGAAGACGAUACGAUAUGCUUCGCGGAAAGCAUACGCAGAGAAAAGACCACGGAUCAAGGGCCGCUUUGCAAAAAGGAAUGAAGCUGAUGCAGAGGCAGAUCAAACCUUCUCCACGACGAUAACGUUUGAUACCGGAUAUGGAAUUGUUCCUUCAUUAUGAUGCUUCUAAGGCAAAGCUAUAUUACAUGCUUAGUUAUUACCAUUGUAAUGCAUAUAUACGUCUAUAGUUUUGUCUAACUAGUACCAACCAA
Messenger RNA from Capsella rubella, 1240 nucleotides. RefSeq names its product zinc finger protein CONSTANS-LIKE 1. Gene Ontology annotation, biological process: regulation of flower development. Gene Ontology annotation, cellular component: nucleus. The transcript is spliced from 2 exons. The coding region runs from base 82 to 1149 and encodes 355 amino acids. Gene Ontology annotation, molecular function: protein binding; zinc ion binding. The record is from RefSeq and is a predicted model, not a curated record. NCBI's taxonomy places the organism in Eukaryota, Viridiplantae, Streptophyta, Magnoliopsida, Brassicales, Brassicaceae.